AUGUCCGAAACAAAUGAUAAAUAUCCAGCACCUAUUCAUGCAUAUGAAGGCAGCGACUCAGAUAGCGAUGAAUAUGUGACCAGCGGCCGCGCUUUUCGUGAUGUGAAGGAAAAGGAACUCAAAUCCCAAAGUCAAGGCUCGCAGUAUGAGGCGAGACGGCGGGCGCUAAUUCGAUCUCAUCAUCAACCUCAAUUUCAAAGUGAAGAGAGCUCAGCUUCACGAAACCCAGUCGCUCAGUAUCCAAGCCCGCGACAAAGAAAGGCAACCCAAACUUCCAACGUCAAGAUGGAUGGAAAAUUUCCUGAUUUUGGGUCUUUGGCACAGGGAGAAUUGGCUCCUAAAGGCGAGGCUUUUGUGUCCUUUGCACUUGUCAAAAAAUACGUGGAUAUGUACAUCGGCAAAGCAAAUUCUCCAAAGGUCUCCGAAGCCUACUUCAACAAUAGUAAAAUCUGCCAACGCAAAUGGGAUCUCUUCUACAUAUACCGUCUCAAGCAUGACCAGAAUUUCAGACCUAUCGUGAUUGUUCCAACGAAACAUUUCAUUCACUUCCUCGACGUAAUAAACGAAGAUCUGGGAACCAAGCUCACCAUCCCUGUUGGAAAUAAAGCUUUCUCCAUCAGCUUCACCAACGACCGAACUCCACGUCCACGCUAUCUAGGAAGGUCGACUACACCAGCGACAGCCAGCAGGCUUGUAGAGGAAGUUCCGCCAACAUAUUACAGACGACCAAACGAACCGGAAACCAUGGAACCUACAAACGCUGAUAUCGAUGCUUUCCAUGCCAAGAUCCUCCUAAUCACGCAGGCCCAAGCAGCCAAAAACAAGGCGAAGGGAGAACAGAAGGCCAAAAGUCAGCAAAGAACUCGGAAGGAUUGGGGUGAUUCCAUCAAACGCGUACAACGUUAUAUCGGACUCCGUCAAAACUGUAAAUCUGACAACAUUGAACAAAAUUGGGAAGAAGUCGAUUCAGAUAUCAUCCUCAGCUCGACUCUCAAGUUUAACCCAGAAGCGCCAGCACCGUUUCCACUAGAGAAAGGCACCAUCUUUAUUUGCGUCGAUAUCGAAGCUUGGGAGGAUUCUCAUAAUAUCAUCACUGAAAUCGGUAUUGCGACACUUGACACCCGCGAUCUCGCUGGUCUGGCUCCGGGGAAAGCAGUAGCUAGUGAGGAUGGUAGUGAAGGUAAAGGCUGCGAUGGUCCGGCUUGGAGAGCAGCAAUUCGUGCUCGUCACUUUCGGAUUCGAGAGCAUCAACAUUACAGAAACACGAAACAUGUUCGAGACUGUCCUGAUAAAUUUGAAUAUGGCACCUCCGAAUGGAUAUCCCUCAAAGACGCCCCUACAACCAUCGCAUCCUGCUUCAAAUAUCCGUUCUCCAACUCGAAAGCUCCUGCACUCGCUGAAGGAGAAUCAUCCGAAAAACGAAACAUCGUCCUUGUAGGCCACGACCUUGGCGGAGAUAUAGACUACAUGCGCAAAGUCGGCUAUAACGUCCAUAAUCUUGGUGGUCUCAUCGAUCAUAUUGAUACGAAAUAUAUGUGGCAAUACCUUACACGUGAUAUCCAAGGCCGUCGACUUACUGCUAUUCUUGCUGAUCUGGGGCUUGUUGGAUGGAAUCCUCAUAAUGCUGGCAAUGAUGCUGUGUACACGCUCUAUUGCAUGCUUGGAAUUGCAUUUAGACAUCUGACCGAACGAAAUGAGAGGGGAGCCUGGAAAGAGAAAAUGCUGGAGUUGGCUGAGCAGAGAGUUGCCGAGGCGGUUGAGAAAGCUCGUGAAGCUGCUAGGCAACGCGAAGAAGGCUGGUCAUCGGAUGGCGGGGGUAGUGAUGGGGGAGAGGGUAUCAAACCUAUUCCUACCAUGCCAAAAGGAAAUUUCAAAGCCGCGCCGGUCACUAUGUCUUCAGAUACGACAGCAGCUACCAAUAGACGUAAUACCGUCAACUGGGGAUCUAGCAAUUUUAACAACACGAAUGCCGAGACGGGCUGGGGCUCCAGCAAAAGAACUGGCGGUGGAUGGGGCAAACCCUGGGAGAAUGAGGCUAAACAUGUUGGAGAUCUGGGGAAGGGUCUGGGAGAUUUAACUUUGAACCAGAAAAGGGAGGGGAAGCCAUCCAACUCUCCGAAAUGGCCCAUCAAUGGAUCGAAUACUAAGCCUGCGCCAAACAAGUCAUCAAAGUCUUCCAGAGGCGAUGAUUGGGGUCUGAAUAAUGGAGAGAAAACUUAUGGUUGGUAG
Molecule: messenger RNA, 2229 nt
Organism: Glarea lozoyensis ATCC 20868
Lineage: Eukaryota; Fungi; Ascomycota; Leotiomycetes; Helotiales; Helotiaceae
Product: Ribonuclease H-like protein
Exons: 6
Coding region: 1-2229 (742 amino acids)
Cellular component (GO): nucleus
Source: RefSeq, a predicted model, not a curated record